AUGGACUGGGGAAGACUCCUGCAGGCAUUACCCACAAGCGCUGGUUUGGCGGCCGCCAACAGAACCCUACAAUCCUCUAUCUGGAUGGAUAUCCAGCCCCUCCGGGAGGACAUUCAGGGCCUUGGAGGCCCCAUGAGCCGCGUGGAGGCUAAAUGCGACCAGCUCCAGUCAGUCCAGGCUCAAACAGGGGACACCAUGUCGAGGCAUGAGGACAUCCUGAGAGGUAUGCCACUACAUGUAGCUGAUCUGGACAACAGGGGGAGGCGGAACAACUUAAGACUAAGAGGCCUCUAUGAGGUAUGGACUGACCCCCCACACCUCCAGGCCAUCCUGAAGGAGAUUUUUUAAUGGGGCACAGGGACCCUGCCCUCUCCACUACAGCUCGUGAGGGCCCAUUGCCCUACACCCGAGGGGACCCUCGGACGCACUGCCACGGGACAUCAUAUGCUGCUUGGAGGUGUUUGCUGUCAAGGAGUCUAUCGCUAUAGUACUGGAGACUGCUCAGACCCCUUACACGCGCUCUACAGUCCGCAGGGACAAGGUAUCGCUUUUCCCGUCUGGUCUCUUGGUGACCACACCAGGGGGACCAUAGUAGUUCGUACCCAUGCAGACUUCAUUUACGUGGUGGCUCUCAUAUCCAUACUCCCACUUAACAUGAAGUGGCCUGAUUCCUCGGACUUAAACCUGCUUGACACAAUAUUGGCAGUGGCCUUACCGCAGAGGGACUGCCAAGCUACUACCUGCACAGCCAGGGGGUGCCAACAUGAAUUGGACCCCGUACUGUUUACCGUAUAUACUCGAGUAUAAGUCGAGUUUUUCAGCACAUUUUUUGUGCUGAAAAACCCCCACUAGACUUAUACUCGAGUCAGUGUCUGCAUUAUGGCAACUUACAUUGCCAUAAUACAGACAAGGACCGCCGGGCUCAUUACAAGUCCGGCGGUCCUGUUGGGGACUGGCAGCGAGCUGUAACUUACCUUUCCUGCAGCUCCUGUCAGCUCCCUUCUCCUGCGUUUCGAUCAGCUCCCUUCUCCUCCACUGUAAAUCUUGCGAGAGCCGCAGCGUCUGAGCAUUGCCACCGGUUACCAUGGCAACGCUCGGCGCGGCACUCAGACCGCGAGACUUACAGGGGAGCUGACCGAAAUGCAGGAGAAGGGAGCUGACAGGAGCUGCAGGAAAGGUAAGUUACAGCUCGCUGCCAGCCCCCCUCCUGCACAGCCCAUCCACUGGACCACCAGGGAAUGAGAGCCCCCCCCCCAUGCCAUGUAUCAAGCACACUCACACACACUCAUACAAACACACAUUCUGCAAUAUAUAUAUAUAUAUAUAUAUAUAUAUAUAUAUAUAUAUAUAUAUAUAUACACACAUAUAUAUACACACACACACACACACACACUGCAUUAUAUACACACAGUGUGCGUAUAUAAUGCAGAGUGUGUGUGUGUGUGUGUAUAUAUAUAUAUAUAUAUAUAUAUAUAUAUAUAUAUAUAUAUAUAAUGCAGUGUGUGUUUGUAUGUGUGUGUGUGUGUGUGUGUAUAUAAUUAUAAAAAUCACAGAAUUUCAUAGCCCCAAGUUUUACCCUCGACUUAUCCAAGAAGCAUAGCAUAUUUCACAAUUGUUGGUCACAAAACUGCACUCGACUUAUACAUGAGAUCGACUUAUACACAAGUAUAUACGGUAAUUACCUACUCACAUUUAUAUACAUCAUGGAUAGCAUGGGACCCCCCUCUGACUUCUCACCUGCCUGCCCUCACCCACCGUGAUGACCUGGAACGCUAGCCUUCACAUGAUGACUUGUAUAUGAGGAGGUGACAGGUGAAACAGGAGAUUUUCCGUGAUACCACCUUUAUUCUACACCCUUGCUCUGUGGCGAACUGCUACUCCCCCCGAUUAUUCGUGCUUGAGCGACCAAAGUCUGAGGUGAUUGCCCUGUCCCAGCUGGUCUGCACCGGGGAAUUGGCCCACCUCAGUCGCUCUAGCAGGAGCAAUAGUUCCUCAUUACUCCACACACAACACGCAGAUCUGACACCGGACACCAGCAGGCAGUCACUUGUUAACAUCCAGCCUACCUCGCUACUACCACACUCCGUGGCUGUCUAUUGGGAGCGGCUCCACAUGCACUAGCGCACCACACCCAACCCCACCCCGGACAGGUGGACUGGUGACCUAGAAAGACCAGUGACCCGGGACUCUAACUAUGGACCUCCAUGGAAAACAGCCAGAAUGGGCCUGGGGACAGGCCCUUUUCCCCUGUGGAACUAAAACUCCUCUCAACCAAUGCCCAAGGUCUAAACACCCCCAAGAAAUGCUCCAUUGCCCUGAAAGAUUUAAAAGCUCAAAAAGUCCAUAUAGUUUAUGUACAGGAAACCCACUUCCAGGAAGGUAGCGCCCUCACGGACAAAAUCCAGGACUUAGAGACCCAACAUAAAGAAGCCCACACGCUUUACACGUACCAAGAACUGGCUUACUUGAGGGGCAAUUAUCCUCUCUCCUCCGACAAUCCAAUGCUCACUCCAGCACACCAAAGCAUUCUUUUCUACGUAAAUAGCGAUAAGUGUGGCAAACUUAUUGCCACAAUCAUAAACAAGAAAAGGAACACAUCCUAUAUAACCUGCCUACGUGAUACCCAGGGCCAGCCGAAGAGUGCCCACACGCAUCGCCGAAGUAGCACGUCAUUACUUCAAAAAAACUGUACUCUAAAAAGUCACCCGAGGGUAACUCACAGAACAUAGAGUCCAUGCGGACUUAUCUGGCUGAUAACCUUCACACGAAAAUACCGGCGGAAGCAUCAGAAGUGCCGCUGACCACAGAGGAACUAGUGCUGGCAAUCAAGACGUCAAAAUCGGGCAAGAGUCCACGUCCUGACAGACUGACGAUACGCUAUUAUAAACGUUUUUCAGACGUCCUAUACCCAUAUUUCCUGUCCGCUUAUAACUCAUUGAUGCAGGGACAGAGGCUUCCCUCCUAGGCGCUCGAGGCAAACAAAGCCUGAUCCCCAAGGAGGGCAAAGACACAGAGCAAUGUGCCAAUUACCAACCUAUCUCCCUCUUGAAUUGCGACUUAAAGCUUUCGCCAAAAUCCUGGCAGCCAUGUUGAUGCCUUACCUACCAUCCCUAGAAAAACUGGACCAAGUGGGGUUUAUACCACACAGAGAGGCGAGGGGCAACACCUCUAGAACCCUAUCCCUGAUCCAUCAUGUAAAGCAGACAGGCAAAGGUCUUCUCCUGCUCUCUACCGACUCCUAUAGCGACCUACAAGUAGAUCACUUCACUGUAUGCCAACCCAUCGGCAAAGGUAUGCAUUAAAGGAGCUUACACGGAUGGAUUCCACAUCCGUAACGGGACCAGACAAGGUUGCCAACUAUCGCCGCUGCUGUUUGUCCUGGCACCAUUUUUUACAAGGAAUUAGAAGAAACCCAGAUAUCGGAGGAAUCGAGGCAGGAUCCUUAAUGCAUAAGGUGGCCGCUUACGCAGACCACCUGAUCAUCUUCGUCUCUUUAACCGAGACAACCCUUCCUAACAUUAUACGGGAACUGGAACGAUACAAAAGGAACUUCAAGAUCAACCUCACGAAAUCCAAUCUGCUCAAUCUACCAGCUGACAAGGUCAAUGUACUGCACCAGAGCUGGGGAUCCGACAGAGUAAUCAAAAACCUGGGGACCUGGAUAUCCCGAUUAACUCGCCCAAAUAUACAGACUAAACUUCACUCGAUCCUCAACAACUUUAAGAAAAACCUGGAGGAAUGGAAACUGCCUCACUUGUCCUGGCUUGGCCGCAUCGCAGUAAUAAAAAUUAUUCUCUUGCCCCGCAUCCUGUACCUGUUCCAAAUGCUUCCCAUACAGAUUCCAACGGCGUACUUCACAUCUCUGAGGUCCCUGAUGAUUAAGUACAUAUGGGGCCAGUGCACUGUCACGGCUCUCUGUUCUUCUGCCGGCGUGGCUGCACAUAAACUAAGCAGCCACGCUGACAGAGAUAUUGUAUACUUACCUUGGUCGCGGCAAACUGCUGCCCGACCUCCUUCCGUUCGGGUCCUCAGCGAGUCCGGCGUUCCUAGAAUACGCCGGCUGCUGCGGUUGCAGUUUUAAUAGGAUACUCACCUUCGCCCACAUCAAAGAUGGCACCAACAUGCGUGGUGACUUCAGACGCGCACGCAUUUUUUGCCUGGGUCCUUCACCACAGAGCUAAAAUUGGGUACUUAAUGAACCAACUGAAAGGUAAAGCCUUAGCUUGGGCCAAUCAAUUGUGGGAGAGUGAUAGGACUAUUGUCCAUAAUUACGAAUAAUUCCUUGCGGAAUUCAAAUUAACGUUUGAACCAUUGGGAAGGGAGAAUAACACUUCCACUGUCCUAAUGCGUAUCAAACAAGGGAAUCGUUCUAUCAGAUUAUGCCAUAGAAUUCAGCACCCUGGCUUCUGAGGUAGACUGGACGAAUAACGGAUUAAUCAAUGCAUUUGCAGAGGGAUUAUCCAAAACUGUCCUUGACGAAAUUGCAGCCAAAGAGCUACCAGGGAGGUUAAAUUGAUACAUCACUUAUGUGAUGCAUAUCGAUAACCGACUUAGGAACAGGGAUAUAACUAGAAAAAGAACCAGACAUAUGCAUAUAUCACUGGCACCUCACUUCUCCAAUCCUGUUGUCCCUGGCCCUUUCGUACAAUCUGAACUGGAACCUAUGCAGUUAGGGGUUAUGAGACUGUCAGAGGCAGAAGAACAGUUUAGGAGAAAAGAAGGCCUCUGCUUACACUGUGGCAAGAAAGGACCCAUAAGAAAUGCUUGUCCCAUACCUCCUGAAAACUUGCGCACCUAAGAACCAUUAGUGGACCGGCCUUAGGUGUUAUGUAUAUGUCCACUGGUACUACCCAAAGUAGAUUUCUCCUUAGUGUUGCUACUCAAUGUGAUCAAAUACGUUUUACGUGUAAUGCCCUGAUUGACUGAGGCGCUGCAGAAAACUUUAUCGAUUUACAAUUUGCCAGUAAACACCUCCUACCCAUCAAGGAGAGAUCACCACCCCUGGGCAUCGAGGCCAUUGAUGGGAGACCACUCUCAGCCUUUAACUACCCAAGAAACACUACCUAUCACUACCACGAUUUCAGAAGAAAAAAAAAAGAACUCAUCACAUUUCAGAUAAUUGCUUCCCCUUCUUGUCCCAUUAUACUUGGAUUUCCAUGGUGUAACAUAUUCCUCGGUAUUUGCGCCCAGAGGCCGUGCGUCUGUGUAACUGACUUUUGCAACAUGUUGAUGGAUGCCAAAUUAUACGCACGUUUUGGGGUCAAAGGCCGUUUUCGGCCACAAAGAACUGUAAAGCACUUAUUUAAACUCAAAUUUACUUUUCCUCAUUACACUGUCAUGGUUUCCCUAGUGGUUGUCCGAGAGUGUGUUCCUGAGUGUUUAUUUCUGUUUUUUGACUUUGGCUUUGUUUGACUUCCCUGUGUUCUGGUAUCCCUGACUUCUGGCUUUCCCUUACCCUUGUGUCCCAUUCUGUGCUCCCUGAACUAGGGAAGUAUCCUGACUAUUCUUUGGUACGUUAAGUACAGCCAUUCUAAGGCCCGGUAAGACAUUACAUUUUAGUCCUAGGUGUGAUACAAUUCUACGUGUUGGAUCAAUCAGUAAUCCUGACACAUGGCUUGUUAAGCAAAACCCUCAUGUUGAUUGGGCUAAAGGGGAAAUACUGGAAUGGGGUAAAGAAUGUAAAGAGAGAUGUAGGUUACCUAUUACUAAAAAAGUGGGUAUCGUUAAUCUACCAAACUCCUACACCUCAGUCUACUGGAAUUCCUCUGCAUUAUAGGGAGUUUAAACAAGUGUUUAAUAAAAGUCACACAGAUACGCUACCCCCUCACAGAUCCUAUGAUUGCUCCAUAGAUCUGUUCCUGGCACUAUACAAUCUAAAGGGGGAGUAUAUACCUUAUCACCACAGGAGAGUAGAGUUAUGGAAGAAUACAUUAAAGCAGGGGUCCUCAAACUCCGGCACCCCAGAUGUUGCUCAACUACAACUCCCAGGAUUCUUUGAAUUACAUAGAUAGCCAGAGAAUCAUGGGAGUUGUAGUUCAGCAACAUCUGGGAGGCCGGAGUUUGAGGACCCCUGCAUUAAAGAGUCUCUACAAAAAGACCACAUAAGUAAAUCUUCUCCUGCAGGUGCUCUUUUUCGUUACCAAGAAAGGAGAGUUACGCCCAUGUAUUGAUUAUAGGGCAUUGAAUAAGAUCACCAUCAAAAAAGCUUAUCCCAUUCUCCCUAUCUCAGAAUUGUUUGACAGACUCCAGGGGGCUAAGUUGUUUACCAAACUCGACCUUAGGAGUGUUUAUAAUUUGGUAAGGAUUAAGGAGGGACAUGAAUGGAGAACUGCAUUUACCACGAGAAAUAGUCACUAUGAGUAUCUUGUCAUGCCCUUCUGCUUAUGCAAUGCCCGAGCCGUAUUUUAGGAUCUCAUUAAUGAUGUUCUCAGCGAUAAUUUUAACUUUCGUAUUGGUAUAUCUUGAUUCUAUUCUCAUUUAUUCCCCUGAUAUCCAGACUCAUCAUGGGCAUGUUAAACAAGUGUUGCAAACUUUGCUUAAAAGCGAGCUAUAUUGCAAACUUGAAAAAUGUCUAUUUGACCAGACGGAAGUUCAGUUCUUCGGUUAUAAUAUCUUGGCCUCUGGUUUUCAGAUGGUCCCACGCACACUAGAAGCCAUUCUACAUUGGCCAGUACCAAAUAGGUUAAAAACCAUUCAAAGGUUUUUUGGAUUUGCAAAUUACUAUAGGAGAUUCAUCAAAUGUUUCUCUACUGUGAUACCCUCCCAUCACCAAUAUGACGUGAAAAGUGAUUAACUGUAAUAUAUGAUCUAAAGAAGCAAAUGAAGCUUUUGAGCUACAUAAGAAAAUAUUCGCUUCUGCUGAAAUAUUGGAACACCCUGACACUAACAAACCCUUCAUACUGGAGGUAGACCCCUCUGAGACAGAGGCAGGGGCUGUCCUUUCUCAGAGGGAGAGUCAGAAUACCCCUUGGCAUCCUUGUGGGUUCUUUUCUAGAAAGUUGUCACCAGCGGAGCGUAAAUAUUGAUAUUGGUAACAGAGAAUUGUUAGCCAUUAUCCUAGCUCUGAAAGAAUGGCGACAUCUUUUAAAAAGUUCCAGGGAUCCACUUCUGAUCAUAAAAACUUGGCAUACAUUGGUGAUGCUAAAAAGCUGCUGCUAGACCAGCUAGAUGGUCGUUGUUCUUGUAAGGCUUUAACUUUAUUAUCAUGUACAGACCGAGUCCUAAGAACGUUAAGGCUGAUGCCCUAGCUAGGCAAUUUGACCUAGAGGCAGAACAAGAAAAAGAAACCUCUCCCACUAUACCACCUGAAUGUAUCAUUGCCUCCACGGUUCUUUCCUUGUCUUCUGCGCUUCUUUGUGCUAUAAUGGCAGCCCAGACUCAGGCACCUAGUGAUAAACCUUGAGAUAGGUUGUUUAUUCCGUUACUGGAAAGAAAAGAGGUACAAAGAAUGUUUCACGAUAAUGUGACAGUUUGUUACGCUACUUGGGUGAUUUGGCUUGGAACUCAACUGCAGCUUGUAAACUCCCUAAUUACAAUUGUGAAGAAACGGAUAAUCUUUAAAGUAUCUAUACUGUAGCUUUAAGAAAAGAGGGAAUCGCUGGUAACUUGAUUCAACCGAAGUUUUAAUAAGUGUUAAACUUAAAUGAAUUGCAUUUAGACAAAAAUCCAAUAAGAAGAAGUUCAAGUAAUCAACAACACAAAGUUCAUUAAUAAGUUUUUCUUCAGAGAUGCAUUAAGUAACAUUCUUUGGUUCAUGAGAAUAAUCUUCAAUAGUAACAUUAAGCAAGUAGCUGAGAAUAUUUGCAAAGUAAGAACAGUUCAUAGUUAAUAAGCAUGAUGGGAGUUGUCCUCCAUAUAAUUAGUAGCUUGAAGCAAUGAAGAUUUGAGUAAGCAAGCAUUAGUUCUACGAAGAAGUAAGUAGAAGUAUAGAUCAGGGUGUUGCCGUGGAUGUGAUCUAUUUGGAUUUUGCCAAGGCGUUUGAUACAGUUCCACACAAUAGAUUAGUGUUCAAACUCAAGGAAAUCGGUCUAGAUGAAAAUGCUUGUUCUUGGGUAGAACAUUGGCUUAAAAACAGAGUACAAAGAGUUGUCAUUAAUGGUAUAUUUUCAAGCUGGACAGAGGUGGCAAGUGGUGUCCCUCAGGGGUCUGUUCUGGGACCCCUUCUAUUUAACAUGUUUAUAAAUGAUCUUGAACAAAAGCAUUGAAAGUCAUGUUUCAGUGUUUGCAGAUGACACCAAACUUUGUAAAAUAAUACAAUGUGCGCAAGAUAUUACUUUGCUUCAGAGGGAUUUAGAUAGACUGGGGGACUGGGCACUCAAAUGGCAGAUGAAAUUUAAUGUCAAAAAUGCAAAGUUAUGCACUUCGGCGUAAAGAAUACACAAGCAACGUAUACCCUUAAUGGAAGCAAAUUAGGGAUAACAACAUAUGAAAAGGACUUGGGAAUUGUUAUAGACAACAAACUAUGCAACAAUGUGCAAUGUCAAUCAGCAGUGGCCAAGGCCAGUAAGGUAUUGUCAUGCAUGAAAAAGGGCAUUCAUUCUCGGGACAAGAAUAUAAUUUUGCCUCUUUAUAAAUCACUGGUAAGACCCCAUAUUGAAUAUGCUGUGCAAUUUUGGGCACCUGUUCUAAAGAAGGAUAUUAUGGCACUAGAAAAAGUGCAGAGGCGGGCUACAAAAUUAAUAAAAGGAAUGGAACAUAUCGGCUAUGAAGAAAGGUUAACAAAUUUAAACCUAUUUAGUUUAGAAAAACGUCGCCUGAGAAGGGAUAUGAUAACAUUAUACAAAUAUAUUCGGGGCCAAUACAAACCAUUGUGUGGAAAUCUAUUCACAAACCGGACUUUACAUAGGACACGAGGCCAUGCGUUUAGACUGGAAGAAAGAAGAUUUCGUCUAAGGCAAAGGAAAGGUUUUUUUACUGUAAGAACAAUCAUGAUGUGGAAUUCUCUGCCUGAAGAAGUGGUUCUAUCAGAGUCCAUACAGAUGUUCAAACGGCUACUAGAUGCAUACUUGCAAGAACAGAAUAUUCAAGGAUAUAAUCUUUCAAUGUAGGGCAAUAACUGCUUGAUCCAAGGAUAAAUCUGACUGCCAUUCUGGGGUCAAGAAGGAAUUUUUUUCCUAGCUUGUUGCAAAAUUGUGCUUCAAACUGGGUUUUUUUGCCUUCUUUUGGAUCAACAGCAAAAAACAAAUGUGAGGUAGGCUGAACUUGAUGGACGCAAGUCUCUUUUCAGCUAUGUAACUAUGUAACUAUGUAACUAAAUGAUAUUGUAGACAAAUAGCUGAAAGAUAUACUUAAGGUUAAUAUGAGUAGUCCUCCAAUAGUUCGGGGAUAUGCUCCACUUGUAAAGUAAGUGAGUUUCCGUUCUCCAGUAAUCCUCUAUGACAUGAAGCAUACUUGUCUUAGUCCAGAAGGCUAGGACAACUUCAGAGUUUGCAGAGCCGGCGUAUCCCUGGAGCCGGCGUACAUAUUCGGAAGUAUGACCCACAUUGCCAGAGCUUGUGGAGAGGUAAGUCUGGCGGAAGUAGAUCCCAGUAGCUGAGCCUGUGGAGCCCGCGGUCUCGCAGAGGCAGCUCACACAUUAGCUCACACACAAUCACCAAGCACCCUCUCUCUGGCCUGGUCUCCCUAAAUACCGUCAGAGCUGUGUCAGAGGGGGGGCGAGGUCCGGCUCCGCCCAGGGGAGUGCCGAACCAAGAAGUGUUACCCCAUGACACAGUUGGACAUUCAGGCAUUCAUUAAUUAAAAUGGUGCCUGCUGUCUCUAGAUCAUUUUGGUGGCCAUCUCUUAGAAAGGACAUCAGAGAGUAUGUGGAGACAUGCACUAUUUGUGCGGUUUCUAAGGUUCCCCAUAAACUACCUUUUGGGUUAUUGCAACCGCUUCCUAUACCCAGUAUCACAUGGUCUCAUUUGUCUAUGGACUUUAUUGUGGAACUCCUGAUUUCUAAAGGCUAUAACACCAUCAUUGACUGUUUUUCUAAAAUGGAACACUUUGUUCUGCUUAAAAAGUAGCCUUCUUACCAAGAGCUGGCUCAUAUAUUUACACGCGAAAUAGUCAGAUAACAUGGUAUUCCGCUUACUAUUGUGUCAGACAGGGGUUCCCAAUUUGUGUCACAAUUUUGGAGAGCAUUUAACAAUGAGGCAUAGAAUUAUAAUUUCCAUCUUCAUACCAUCCUCAAACCAAUGGUGUAGCUGAGAGAGCCAACCAAUCAUUGGAACAAUAUUUGAGAUGUUUUAUUAAUGGCACUCACACUUACAACGGUCAUCAUCCUACUAUUCUCCCUGCGGUUCCAGUUUUAAUUGGAUACACGCCUUAACAGCCUAUUAAUAGGAUACUCGCAUGCACGUUUUGGGGUAAGAGGCCAGAGAAACCAAUAACAGUCUCAAGAGGGUUAUUUAAACCCAAAUUACCUUUUGGUCAGUGCCCUGUCGUGGUUUCCACUAGCUGGUUAUCCGAGAGUGUGUUCCUGAUUGUGUUUUUUCUGGUAUUUGACUUCGGCUCUGUUUUGACUUCCCUGAUAUCUGGUAUUCUUUAUUUCUGGCUUUCCUCAUCGUUGUGUCACAUUAUGUGUCCCUGACCUCGGCAAGUAUUUUGGCUAUUCUCCGGUACGUUAAGUCCAGCCAUUCUAAUGUCUGGUUAAACGUUAUCCUUAGUCCUAGGUGUGAUACUAUUCUGCGCGCUGGAAUAAUUAUAAUCCUGACAGGCACACCACGACUGAAAUAUCAAACACUAAUACGACCGAAACCUGAAGGCGGUCUGGCGGUCCCCAACUUCCACCUUUACUACCGGGCUGCCCACUUACAAUGAAUACUGGAAUGGAUCAAGGACGGCGUAGUUAAACCUUGGAAGGAGAUUGAACAAGCUCAAUCUGGUGGCUCCCUGAAAGCAUUGACAUGGAUGACCUCAAAAACUGGAAGGCGGAUAUCGCACCAUCACUACUGGUUACAUAGUUACAUAGCUGAAAAGAGACUUGAGUCCAUCAAGUUCAGCCUUCCUCACAUAUGUUUUUGCUGUUGAUCCAAAAGAAGGUAAAAAAAAAAAACCCAGUCUGAAGCACUUCCAAUUUUGCAACAAACUAGGAAAAAAUCCUUCUUGACCCCAAAAUAGCAGUCAUUUAGCUCUUUAAAUCAAGCAGCCAUUACCCCACUAAUUCAAAAUUAUAUCCCUGUAUGUUAUGUUUUUGCAAGUAUUUAUCCAAUUGCUGUUUAAACAUCUGUAUGGAAAAAACACCUCUUCAAGCAGAGUAUUCCAUAUCCUUAUUGCUCUUACUGUAAAAAAAACCCUUUUCUUUGCCUUAGUUUAAAUCUCCUUUCUUUCAGCCUAAAUGCAUGACCUUGUGUGCUAUGUAUAGCCCUGUUGAUGAAUAGAUUUCCAGAUAAUGGUUUGUACUGGCUCCGAGUAUAUUUGUACAAUGUUAUCAUAUCCCUUCUGAGGCGCCGUUUUUUUUUUUAACCUUACUUCGUAACUAAAACACUCCAUUCCUUUUAUCAAUUUUGUAGCUCAUCUCUAGAGAUGUCGCGAACCAUCCGCGAACUUCUCGCGAACCAUUCGUGGCGAACUCCGGUCAGCUGACACAUCCCGGCCAAUCUCCAGCAGACCCUCCCUCCCAGACCAUCCUACAGCCUUGCAUGGCUAGCAUACUGAAAGUACAGUUGUGUCAUGGACCUGCGAGUCCUACCUCUUUGCCGCAAGCUGCAAAGAUACGAAAUGUUCCAUGAAAAAUGACAAAAUUCUUAUAAAAAAAAAAGUAUACUGGAAAAUGCAAAUAACUAGAAAAACGAACAUAAAUAACACUGAAGUCUAUUCCUAUCAUUGUCUAGUAUGUUUCAUCCCCUUUCAGGAAGAGUUACUUUGAGAAGUAUGAAUUGUGUCAAAAAUUGGGGUGUAAUGUUGUAUUUUUUUUAUAUUGUAAACUGUCACCUUUGAUAGACAUUUUCAUUGUGAUCUAGAAAUAAAAACCCAAACUAAAUCCUUAUGAAAACGACAAAGAGCUAACUUCUACUCAACUGUUAAACAAACAGACUGAAAAGCAUUUAGUAAUGACACCCAUCCCCACCCUCCCACCCCCCAUUGUCGUAUUUGUUUGUUAAAAUCCUCCAGGAGGCAGAAAACCUCUCCAGCCAUCAGUAAUGUUGAUUUGCAUAUCAUUACCCACUGUGCACCAUAAUGAGCCUCCCUUCCCUUGUAAUUCAUUGCACAAUGUCUGCGGGAACAGGCCUCCUGAUUUAGGUUGUAGUUGAAAAUGAACCAAAGAAGCCAUUAUUGUUUCUCAUUUUCACACGCGAGCUAUGUCUGGCGCUGGGUUAAAACCAGGACGUGCUUACUAUCUAUUUGGAGGUUGGUAAUUUCUGCUAAUGCCAUUUUCUCUGAAACAGCAAUUGCUCCUCUGCUCCAUGGUCAUGACAGUUGCUCUGGGGGAUUGCAAUAAUGGCGCACUCUAUCUAGAUUGGUAAUAAAUGUGUUAAUCUCGAAGCAACUGGAGUCAGUCUAACUUUUUUUUUCCUAGGCAUUUAAGCAGCAUCUGCUGAGGCUAUUAAGCUCCAAAGUACACUUGCAGAGUUGGAGAAUGAUUGAAAUGUAUGUACACGUAACCAUAUGCCAUGUGAAACGUUGUAGAUAUGAGUACAGCAAAAAAAAAAAAAAACACACAAUAUUUCAAGAACCCAAACACGCAGUGCACUCCAGAUGUUUAGCAGCCAGAUUUGGUUUUCGAGAUCAAAAAUUGACCUACUCCAAUAGAACCAAGGUUACUUUGCAAAUAAUGGAACCUUGCGCGGCUUAAAAGGUUAAUGUUUUGGGAAUGUUUGAUAAUGACCCCUUAAUUCAGGCUUUCUUUCAAGUUUUCUAUUGGUAAAAAAGACAGAUGGAGACUUUUUAUCCAGUGAUUCAAUAAUAUUGAUUAAGGUGAUAUUUGCUUACAUCUCUUGCUGCACAACUGCUUAAAUUAUUCUAAAAGUUAUUACAUUUUGCAGAGCAGAAGUGGCUCCCGCACCUAAAAAAAAUAAAAAAUAACAGCACUAAUAUUUCUUGGUAUUCAUGAAAACCAAACGAUUAAAAAUAAACGUAAAAAAAACAAUAAAGAAACAGAACUCGAAUACCUAAAACGACAUAAAAGUGUACGGUGCCAAUUGUAGAAAAUCAUAAAAUACCCAAAUCCCAAGCACCUGUUAUAAUGUAUCACAAAGGUGAUAUAGGAUAUAUGCCUCCUCAAACCACACAAUCUGCAGGUUAACACCGAUAUAUAACAAUUUGCCCAUUUAAACAUCACCCAGCACAUAAUAUUUAGGGCACAGUCUCUGACCGUUAUGGCAGAGUGUUUUUUUUGUGUGAACUACAGUCCCAUGAUGUAGUGCCAACUUCAACAUCAUGGGAAAAUAUGAGUCAUGUGAAAUCAAUCCACUAAAGCUGCGAUGCCAAAAUAAUAGUCACUGAUGGCAUAUACAAAAAAAGCUCACAGAUUGGUAAAUAGCCUUACAUGAAAAACACAAUUUUACAAUUUGUACUGCAUGUUAACAGCCAUAGGAUGUUACCAGAGGGCAGGUUUAAACUAUGGGGUUAUUCAAUAAAGUCCGAACUGACCCAUCCCGAAUGAGGUAUCUGCCUGUGUACGGGGUCAUGGCGACAGCAAACUCUGAACAUUGUUCAUGUAACAGCCCUGAAUUUGUUCUAGAUUUCAGACAGAACAAACCGAAUGAAUUAAAUCCAGGCCUGUUGGCAUUGCUAACAGUGCUAGGGUUAAUUACGUGGUGGCUGGCCUGCCCUUCCUAGCCAUUAAAGAACAUUAACACAUUAAAAAUAAAUUUUAAAAAGUCUAUAGGCCAAUAAGACCCCAUAUUACUAUAUGAAAGUUUUAAACCUCCCUAUGCGGCCACCUGUCGCAUUGCAGAGUGGAGACAUGUCUGCUAAAAAUUCAAACUGGCGACUCUGUACCCAUUUCAUGGGGAUGGGGUUUAUAAAAAAAAACAAGAGGGAUAUGUCAUGGGAGUGGACUCUGUUCUGGGCUACCUCCUGUAAAUUCUGUGCAUAUUUUACUUCUGUUGUCAGUGCACGGUGGCAAAAGACAUGGUCAGAAGUUUGCUCUGCCCGCUCGCCCUCCCUUCUUGCAGUCCCUCCAAGAUGGAUUCAUUCAUUUUAAACAGUAGUCCAGCCAUCCCUGCCCACUCCCCUCUCAAUCCUCUCACCAGCUACAAGCACAUACAUGGCAUCUGAACCAGUGAGAUUGGUCCUACCACAUACUUCUGUUUGAGAAGCAUUUCAAUGGACCACGCACGGGAGCUUGUAAUGUUGGAACUGGGAUGUGGAGAGGAGUGUCGGGGAUCUUACCUGUGGUGGAAGUCCGGUUUGCAGAGAUGUGUGCUUACCCUUGCAGAUAAACACAGUCCAAGGUGAUCAGGUAAGAAACCACCAGGACUGUGAAUCUGUGCAUGAGGGCUGUGCAGGAAAGGUGCUCCAAUUUGCAGUACAGACAAGGACACAAGCAGGAGCAUAGUCGAGGAUAAGCCAAAGUCAGAGGAUGCCAGAGGUCAGGAUAAACAAGGAGGGAAGCCAAGGACAGGAGACAAGGUCAAUCUGGAGAACAAGUUCAGGAGACAAAGCAGGAACAUACGACCACCAGAAUCAAAGAACUGACAAAGUUCCCAUGGCAAGGCAGUGUUUUAUACCCAGCUAAUGAGCAAUCUGCCUCAAGUGAAGCACAAACAAUAGCCACAGAUAAAGUCCAGCCCCCUAGUGCUGCAGACAUAGCCAGCUAUAACAGGGAUAGAACUACUCAAAAGAAUAGAACCUGCUGUAGCUUAGAGGCAGUAAAGCAGGCCCAGGACAUCAAAAGAUCCAGGUUCAAAUCCCCAGUUUGGCAUUUGUGGAACGGUGGCCACGCUUGGCCAUCUGGAUAGAAUGGUGAGAACCGUGACAAGGAGCACCAUGGGCUUUGCCCAGCACUGGAUUGCAGGUAACGUUACCUUUUAAAUCUGCAUUUGAAAUGGUGGGGAGGGUGCUAACAUUAAACCAUUAUUUAAAAGGAGUUGGAGUAAUGACUCUUGGAGACCAGAAAAAUGUGAGAUUUCUAAGGUGUGUAGAUAGAUGAAUUGAGAUUUCUGGUUGUUUUUUUAUACCAAGACUUCCAUAUCAUUGUGGAAUGUAUCCAUUAGCUCAGGGCUCGACAAAUCCCCAGUGCCAGGUUGCCAUGGCGACCAUGAAUUUUGUCCUGGCGCCUGGGAUAUGUUGGCUCUGAGUGGCAAGGGAGAAUACAGGUAGCCGGCCGUGGGGGAGCGCAGAUAGGUGGCCGGCCGUGGGGGAGCGCAGGUGGCUGGCGGCCAUGGUAGAGAGCAGGUAGCCGGCUGGCCGCUUCUAAGGAGUAGCAGAGGUAGCCGGCCAUGGGGGAGCAGAGGUUGGCGGCAAGGGAGGAGGCAGUCAUCUCUCUGCUCUGCUCCCUCGUGCUCCUUGCACUGAUGCUGGGAGCCAGAAUAGGAUGUCAUUCUGGCCCCGGCAUACUAAAGAGUGCACCACAGGGAGCAGAGUAGGGAGAUGACAGCAGCCCCACUGGACACCAGGGAAAGCCUAUCCACUCUAACUCUCCAAAGGAAGGGAAGGCUGAGUGGGUUUCAAUCAAAAUAAUUUUAAAAAAUUCUGCUUUUGAGUCUAUGAGUGUGUAUCUGUGUGAGUGUGUGUCUGUGAGCGUGUGUGUGUAUAUGUAUGUAUGUAUGUGUUUGUGUGUGUCUGUGAGUGGGAUUUCAGUGGCAGCCACUAAUGGUGUUACUAAGCAGCAAUGUGAACACUGUCUUUUCUCUACAAAGGCAGUGUUUACAUUGAAAGGCCUGAAAGGACAGGCUAUAGACAACAUAACCACUAUAUUAAGCUGCAGUGGUUCUGGUAACUGUAGGGUCCCUUGAAAAUGAAGCUUUGUUAGUUAAAAAAAAAAAUACUGGCUCCUAACUUGUUUAGCUGGCUCCUAGAUUCCAAGCACAUUUGUCAAGCCCUGCAUUAGCUUUCCCAUUGUACAUAUACAGCACACUUUGUUAAAGAUCACCAGAGCCUAAGGGGCUGAAUUUUAAGAAAUAAAUAAAUAAAAAUAAUACACAAUGUAUCUGUCUUUCCUCUUUAUUUUCUCUUUCUGUAAUAUUUUCUUGUCUUUUAACCAUAUUGAUUUCAAACCUCCCUCCCUAUCAUGUUGACCUUUAAUAGCUUGCCCUACAGCAGAGAUCAUAGUAUCCUUGUGUUAUUGCUUUGCAGGUGCAAUGAAAGCAUCUACCACAUGCAUUAUUAAAGGAGUGCCUUGCAUUCCUUCACAGGGCACAUAUGUAUAGGAAAUGACAGAUGAUCUUGCUUCUGUGUCAAGCAGGCAGGCUAGGGAUGCAUGGAGCAGGUCUUGACUAUAGCAAAACAACAGCUCUUAACAGAUUAUAACUGCAACAAACCUCGGACCAUAAACACAGAUUAUGGCUAAUUGGGAGUGGGGAUAGGAAAUUGUAGUAUUUGACAAGUUGUGGCAUACAGUAAUGAAUUAAUUAAUGCAUGUAAGUAUUACAUGAGAAGUUGGUGAAAUUAAGCCUGGGGCUAGCAGGGUUUCAAAAGAAAUCUAGUUUUGGCUUCCAAGUGGCUAGCAUUCAAAUGUCACAUGCUACUUACACAGAGAAGGGAAGGCAGGGCCGGACUGGGGAUACAAAGCAGCCCUGGAAAAAAAAAAUCUAUGCCAGCCCCAUAAAUCAUUGCGCCAUAUAUUGUUGCAUGUAAUAUGUAAGGCUAUGUCUUGCCACCCCAGAUGAUUGAGUUUAUAUAUAUAUAUAGCUUUUUUUAAUAUAAAAUAUUGGCCCUUUCAGAGUAAAAUGUUUAAUUAUACAGUAAGCAUACUCACAUGCAGACACAGACAAUCUCACUGACACAAGCUCAUUGAUACACAGCCUCAUAGACAAUCUCACUGAUAUACAUAAGGUCAUUGACAUAAAAAUACAAGCUCACUCAGUAGCAGGCACACACACACACAUAUGCAAGCCUACUCACUAGCAUGCGCGCACAAAAAAACAAAGCUUAAUGUAGUGGUUCUGGUGUCUAUAGCCUGUCCCUGCAGGCUUUUCAAUGUAAACACUGACUUUUCAGAGAAAAGGUAGUGUUUACAUUGCUUCCUAGUGACACACACUCAGACGGUCACUAGAGGUGCUUCCUGAAAAGGCAGUGUUUACAUUGCUUCCUAGUGACAGACACUCAGAUGGUCACUAGAGGGGCUUCCUGUGUCAGUGCGGAAUGGCUGAGAUCAUCAAGCAGCUCCCCCCUGCGGCCGCCAUCAGACUGAGCUCCCCCUGCGGCUGCCAGUAGAGCUCCCUCUGCGGCCGCAGGUCAGCCAGCUGUCUGCCCGGCACUAGGUGCCGAAGGCCCACCGGGAAAUUUCCCGGUAUCCCGGUGGGCCAGUCCGGCCCUGAGGGAAGGUCUCACCACAAGUACUGCCUCGCACAGUACAAAUCACACGCAGAUAGAUAAGAGUAGAAUCUCCCACAUUAUUCUCAAUCAAGUUAAGUUAAAGAUCAGUGAAGGUGCAAAUAAAUGUGGCAAAUUACAUAUGAAAGCUGCAACUAUAAGAAUAAAUAUAACAAAUAUAUGAUUGUACUACAAAAUACAUUGUGUUCAAAUUUUAAAACCAUUUUACACAGUCAGACCUAUCCCAAGGAAAUAUUUUACCAGUUGGAGAAAUGUCUUCAUCUGAAUGCUCUUUGACUUUAUCCCUGAGGCUCUGUGAUUUGUUAUUGACGAAACCUCAGGGGUGGUGCACUUUAGGCAGGGGGAGUGGCCCAGUCCAGUAUUUCUAGGGCACACCCACUGCAUAUAUUUAGAAAACAGUCAAACAUGGGGGAAGGGAUGCAGAAAGGUAUCCCUGAAAGAUCAUAUCAAAUUGCACUGCCGCAAUCAUGGAAUAUGAGAUAAUGGACCAUUAGCUUACUGGCAGUAUCUGUUUGAAAGUGAAUGUACUGUGAUCACAAAUGGAUAAGCAGAUCAGCAGCAUUGCAUACGUACAUUAUGGCAUUUAAAAGACGCUCAAUUCAGUUUGCCAAGAAAACAUGCAGAUAAUGAUUACAAUCAUUACCUCCCCCCCCCCUUUACCUUUCCCUUCACAGUUCUGCAAGAACAUGGACAGGAUCCAGGCAGGUUACAGUAAAUCUGCUGUCUGCAUAUUGCAUUUCUAUAGUAUUUAUUAAUAUCCCUUCUUAAUACAUGAACCUGCUUCUUUUUUUUAAAGUUCUUUCCCACUGAGCAGACACUCACUUUCUUUAUCACCUGACUUUCAGGACACAUUACAACCUGCAGAUGGUGAAAAUCCCAGGAAGUCAACCGUUUCUAAUCUGCUUUAAUCCCACAUCAAGCACUAUCAUCCCAUAGUCAAAGUUUCUUAAACCUUGGUUACUCCCGUCUUCCCUGUUUUAAUUUUUGGUCGAACAAUAACGGUCAUGACAGUUAGUCUGCAUUAUGUGUUUAUUCGUUACCGCAUGUUUUUCUGUACUGAUAUUUCCCAUAAUAAGCAGAUGCACCCAAUAGAGAGGUCAUUUUGUGGGUAUAUAUGGUUUCACGGUAAUUAAUGCUCUGAGAUAUUCCAUAGCUACUUAUUCUCUUCACAUUAUUCACCUAGUUGUGGGAAAUGUCAGCUUUCUUACAUAUUUAAAAAUAUAAUUGAGGCGGAAUGGUAUCAAAGAGACUGCAAGGCUAAUUCCACUAGAACUUUGAUCAUUUUAGUUUGGUUUGAGAAUUCUGGCUACUCACUGUGACUGACAAACCUCUACCUUCAGGUCAGCCAAAAAUACAAUAUAUGUUGAAAAAUAUAAAAACUUAUUUUAGGGGGGCGGAGCCUGAACGCCGAUGGAGCAGGACGCAUAAACCCUGAGCUCUCCCGUCCACGAGCCACAAUUAGCCAACAUCGGCACCUUUUCCCCGACCACCCAACAGCAAAAAAGGGUCACACGCCACCCACAGCACCCCCGCUCAACACCUCCAUGGGGGGCAACAAAAAAAAAAAGGAAACCCCUCUAUCUGUGGCAUCGAUGUUUCGCGCCACCAGGGAACAGGGGCGGCCAUCUUUAACUCAGGAGGCCCAAGAAUCCGGAGCUGAAACCGACGACAGCGAAGACCCAGACAGAGAAGCAGCUACACACUGCCGCACAACGCCUGAAUCACUUACCAAAUCCGAUCUCCGCCAAAUGCUGCAAGAUGCCACAGCAGACAUAAAGGCACACACAGCCACAGAACUGGAACGCCACAUCUCAGGCCUAAAAGGGGAAAUUGAAGCCCUGAACAACCGCACAGCACAGGCAGAAGCUGACAUCACACAAAUUAAAGUGAACACAACCCAACACAAGCAAGAUAUUUUUUAUUUAAGCGACAAAGUGCAAUUCCUUGAAGACAGCCUGGAAGACCUUAAUAACCGGUCCCGCAGGAACAACAUUAGAAUAAGGGGCAUGCGGGAAACAGUAGAUACGGACGCCAUACUACCCACGCUACAGGAACUGUUCCGGUCCUUACUCCCGAAUUCCACAGACCAAAACAGGGAGAUAGACAGAGCACACAGGGCACUGCGACCCAUAGCCCUCAACCCAUCAGUUCCCAGAGACAUCAUCGUCCGCCUAUUACACUUCGCCACGAAAGAAAAAAUCAUGGCGGCAGCCAGAGCCAUGCAACCAAAACAUGGGUCUCACGUGCUUACCUUCUUCCAAGACCUAGCUCCAUCCACUCUGAAAAAAAGGAGAGAUCUAAAACCACUCACUAUAGCAUUAGCCCAACAAGGACUAAGAUACAGAUGGGGUCACCCCUUCAAACUUCAAGUCCGCAUAGGAGAACAAGAACACGUGCUACACCACCCGUCUGCAAUGGAGGAGUUUGCAGAGGCCCUGGGAAUACAGCUCGCCACCAUGGCACCACCGAGAGACCGGCACAACAACAACGAAGCCAGAGGAGCUUACGCCAACAACCGUCCCCAACAGACAUACCGACACCAAGCCAGCAAAGGGCACCCUCCGACGACCGGGGCUACCAGCCCGGCCACUGUGACCUGAAUUCAGCCCACGCGGCCUCUGGACUUUCUUUUCACCCUGCGGAGCUUACCGCUAUAAACCAAACGAGGACUCAGGCCUGUAUAUCCUGAUAUGUUGAAAUGCUGAAAUGUUUUACUGUUUUACUGUUUUACUGUUUUACUGUAUUUACUGUAUUAACGUUAGUACUCGUUCCUGAUAUGAUGAAAAGGUGACGGAGAAUAGGCUGACACACUUGAGCCACCAACACACUAGAUCAGGGGAAUAAGCCUCAACUACCAAGGCCUCUGGCCUUCCUCUUCACUGCCCCCCCUUUCUAACCGCACAAUCCCCUACGACGAUAGACCACUAUCUUAGAGAGGGGCCGGUUAAAACCAUCCUAAAGCCCUAUUAACACUCCCAAAAUCAGGCCAACCACGACACAACCCGCUAUCGCAGCGACAGACCCACCCCAUACCACGGCCCAACAUGACAACCAAACCACAGCGCUAGACAACUGAAACACCAGGAGACAAAACAUUUGGAAACCCUACACUAUGUUCAUAUAAUAAUAAACAAAAAAAAAAAAGACAGGUGGGAGACAGGAGACGGACCCCCAAAGGCCCUCCAGAGCUCUAAUACCCAAGAACCAAACGACCAACCCAGCACACGAACGACAAUUUCAACACAAUGCUAACACCUACAGAGCGACCCCUGAGCACAGGCCAUCUGGAACCCUUCGUAACCCAGGAACAUACCAUAACUGGCAGCAACUAUUAAUGACAUGUACAUUUUCUCUGCAGAUCCCCGGAUCCCUCAACGCCCCCACACACCAGGCCAUACUGCAGCCCCCACCUAAAAGAAACUCCAGCCACCGGUUUCCAGUGACCCGACGAACCACCACGACUCAGGUAACAAUGGCAUGGCUCGGAGAGGACGGGAGGUAAGGGUAAUCCCCCCUCCAGACAGCUCCGACCCAACUCACACAACCUACUAACGACCAAUCCCCAGUAGCAGACGACCACACCUGCUCCCCCCCAGCCGAACAACAGACCAACCAAAGGGAAAAGGGAAUAGGACCGCACCAUUACACCGGUACCUACACCCCCUCAACCUCCGCCCCCGCCACACCCGGCAACCUAGGUAUAAGACCGGGGAACUCCCGACCCUUACCCCACAUACAAGGUAAACCCCUGACCUACACCCACGGACUCGGUCCCCCAAGCCCAACGGUCACAGAAUAUACAGACAACCCUUCCACCCCGGACCCACACAUUCCCCUCCCUACAUCCCACAUACCCCCCAAGUGGCACUCAGCCACUGCAUACUACAGACACGCAGAGAACCAACUCACACCACACACCUCAGAACACCAUGAACACCAAUCUGACAUGCGUAUCCAUCAACUGCAAAGGCCUUAACAACCCAGCGAAAAGACAUAAACUAAUGAGAUGGGCAAACCGUACAAAAGCAGACAUAAUAUUACUGCAAGAAACCCAUUUCACGCAGGCCAAACCCUUUCCCCUUCUUAGCAGACAAUACCGAGAGUGCCACAUGGCAAACUCCCCUACGACCAAACAAAAUGGAGUUGCUAUCCUGAUGCGAAAAACCUGUCCACUCAGCACCAAACAAGUACUGAAGGACCCACAAGGCAGAUAUAUCACUCUCACGGGACAGGCAGGACACAACCAAUACGCCAUAACCUCACUCUACGCCCCAAACACUCCAGACAAAGAAUUUUGGGACACGUUCCACGCACACUUAGCCCUAACCCCGGGCCACCUCAAAAUUGUAGGCGGCGAUUUCAACGCCACAAUGACAUCGGCGGUCGACAGACUACGAAGCCAAACACGCCCAAAUCCCACACCCAAAAUAGACAAACUACUGCAGGACUUCGUACAAAGACAGAGACUGGUAGACAUCUGGCGCCUGCUCCACCCGACCACCAGGGACUACACAUUCUAUUCCCACCCACACAACUCGUACUCCCGCAUCGACCUUUUUCUGAUUUCACCCUCCCUUACGCACAUGACCCAGGCAGCCGACAUAGGCAACAUCACGUGGUCAGACCACGCAGAUAUCACAAUAUCAGUCAAGGUCCCCGACGUAGCCAGGCCAUGGUCCUGGAAACUUAACCCCACACUGCUACACAACCCGAAAAUAACAGAAGCGAUCCAAACGGAACUGACAAACUACUUCACACUAAACGCACCCUCGGCACCUUCACCAGGCGUACUGUGGGCUGCCCACAAGGCAGUCCUAAGGGGAAAAAUUAUAAGCCUAGCAUCCCACCUAAAACGAACACAACUGGCUGAGUUAGCAACAGCCCUCACGACUCUCAGAUCCCUAGAAACGAGCCACAAACAAAACCCCACACAAGACAUCCUUACGGAAAUAACAGAAUGCCGAACCAAAAUUAAAAACUUCAUGACCAAAGACACAACCAAAGCUAUGCAAUGGACAAAACAAACCUACUAUGAAAAAUCCAACAAGGCCGACACCCUACUAGCCAGGAAGCUGCAACGCAGACUUGACCGAAAACAAAUAAACACAAUACAAUCACCAGACGGCACCACACACAGCACGCCGUCUAAAAUCGGUGAAGUCUUCCAAACAUAUUUUGCCACAUUAUACGACCAUAGCCCCAACACCAGACUGCAACCCGAAGAGUCCAGACAAACUAUAGACGAAUACCUACAAAAGAUACCCCUACCAGCCCUAAAAAGGGAGGCUAUAUCCAAAAUAAGUGCACCAAUCACUAUCGAAGAACUAGCCAAAGCCAUCAAAAACACUAAACCCAACAAAAGCCCGGGACCGGAUGGCUUCACGGGCCUCUAUUACAAAACAUUUCCUACUAUACUCCUCCCCCACCUUUGCAACCUCUUCAACACGAUACUACAGGGAAACCCCAUACCCCCUGACCUCCUAAGAGCAAACGUGUGCCUGCUUCCCAAACCAAACAAAACCCACCUGGACCCAAGCCACUUCAGACCGAUAUCCUUAUUAAAUGUAGACUUAAAACUACUUACGAAGCUACUUGCAGACAGAAUAAACCCCCACGUACAUAAACUUAUACACCCCGACCAAGUAGGCUUCAUACCCCACAGACAGGCAUACGAUAACACCAGACGGACCUUUGACCUCCUUUGGACGACCUCUCAUCGACGAAUCCCCACCCUAUUCCUGUCCCUAGACGCCGAAAAGGCAUUCGACCGAGUAUUAUGGCCUUUCCUCUUCGCCACCCUACACAAAUUCCGGUUCCCCGACUCGAUUCUCAACGCGCUCAACAUCUUAUACUCCACACCGGAAGCGAACCUCCUAAUCCCAAACGCUCAACCCCCCUCUUUUCGCAUCAACAACGGGACGAGACAGGGCUGCCCCCUUUCCCCACUCCUAUUUGCCCUCUCAUUAGAACCCCUACUCCAAGCCCUACGCCUAGACCCAAAAAUAAAGGGAGUAUAUGUCAGGGAAGAAGAAUAUAAAGUGGCAGGAUACGCAGACGACCUACUCCUUACCCUCACGGAUCCGAUAAACUCACUCCCACCCCUACUACACACCAUACAAGAAUAUGCACAGGUCUCAGGCUACCGCCUCAACCUGGAUAAAACAGAAGCACUCCCAGUACAAAUCCCCCAGGAGGACCUAGACUCAUUAAAAAUAAACUAUCCGUUUCGCUUCAACCCCACGCAUAUACACUAUCUGGGUAUAGACUUACCAGCAGACGUCUCCCAGACAUACAGACUCAAUUAUCCCCCCCUACUACAAAAAGCAACAGCGGACCUUAAAACAUGGGAAUCCCACUCCAUCUCCUGGCUAGGCAGGGUGGCAUGCAUAAAAAUGAACCUCCUACCGAGGUUCUUAUACCUAUUCCAGACACUACCGGUUCAAAUAGUCGCCAAGGACUUUAAAAUACUACAAACACAAAUAGAUCGCUUCAUAUGGGCCAACAAACGGGCCAGAAUACGUAGAGACAUCCUCUACCUCCCGACGCGCUCGGGGGGCCUAGGCCUACCCCACUUCCUCCACUAUUUCCACGCAGCCCAACUAGCACAGAUUAAAGCACUACACGCACCCAUAGGGUUGAAAAGAUGGGUAGACCUUGAACAUGAUCUGUUCGGCCACGACUUCCCUUCCCUCUACAUCUGGGUCCCAAAACAAGCCAGACCACAACCCCCGCACACCACACCGGCACUUGACACCGCGAUUGCAAUCUGGAACAAACUUUCCAUAAAACACGGGCUCGCAUCGAACCCUUCACCUCUGACACCAAUCCUGAGAAACGAACACUUCACUCCAGGCAUGACCCCAAAAGACUUCGCGCACUACGAAGACAACGACCUCGUCAGGACAUAUCAAUUUUUUCAAAACCAUAAAAUCAUAGCUUUCACGGACCUGCCACAAACCAGACCACUCACCACACACAACUUCUUCCGCUACCUGCAAAUCAAAAAUCUCCUAGACACCCCUACCUACAAACAAGCUGGAAAUACCCCCCUCACCGUUUUUGAACAGGCAUGCAUCCAUGCCCCCAUACAAAAAAGUCAGAUCUCCACAACCUACGAACUACUGCUCAAACCGAUAGGGACACACCCACCGGGGUAUGUAAUAGCAUGGGAAAGGGAUCUAGGACCCCCCGCAGACCCCACAGACUGGUCCGCAAUCUGGGUAGCCACAGCGACAGUGACGAUAUGCGUAACACAUAAAGAACAGGCAUACAAAACCCUGAUGCGCUGGUACCAUACUCCGCUAAAACAUAAGCAAAUGGGACUAUCCACCUCAGAUAGAUGCUGGAAGGGGUGCGGCCACAAGGGAACGUACUACCACAUGUGGUGGGAAUGCCCCCACAUUGCACAAAUCUGGACCGACAUAGUGGCCCUGGCCUCCAGAGUCCUUCAUGACACCAUCCCAAGAGACCCGUGGUUAUGGUUGCUAUCCAAACCGCUGGUCGGUACACCACGGGCUCAUAACAAACUACUAGCCAAACUAGCCUUGGCAACAAGGAGAGCCAUAGCCUCCCAUUGGGGCUCACCCACAGUCCCGUCACUCACUGACAUAAAGAAAAAGAUGAACGAAGCCAGGGCAAUGGACAGUUUAUCUGCACUCAUUCAUGACACCACAAUGCAUUGUGACAAAAUAUGGGAUAUGUGGCUCAUGGAACCCACCACAGCCACAUAAGACACCCCCCCAAAAAAAAAAAAAAAGGGGGCAACCAACCACGAAAGGAAUCACGCAUAAACACACAAUCCAUAAGGGCCAAGACGUCAGUGUCCAAGACAGGUCCACCAUGUAAUACGCAACUCCGAAAAACCACACAACCCACAACUCAGGGACACCUUCUCACCCCCACCCAACCCCCCCACAACCCCAGCAGAAACCCCACAGCGUGGAUUCCCCAUCCCACACUCCAUCCCGGAACUGAACUUAACCCACUCUCGCCCCCUAACUUGCAGUUCCGAAUCCGCGUACCAUACCAAAGAAACUCGAUCUUAG
Messenger RNA from Pelobates cultripes (western spadefoot toad), 25466 nucleotides. Lineage: Eukaryota; Metazoa; Chordata; Amphibia; Anura; Pelobatidae. The record is from the annotation of a GenBank genome assembly.